Messenger RNA from Hemicordylus capensis (graceful crag lizard), 4610 nucleotides. RefSeq names its product shiftless antiviral inhibitor of ribosomal frameshifting (gene SHFL). The transcript is spliced from 9 exons. Lineage: Eukaryota; Metazoa; Chordata; Lepidosauria; Squamata; Cordylidae. The record is from RefSeq and is a predicted model, not a curated record. Gene Ontology annotation, biological process: innate immune response; viral translational frameshifting. The coding region runs from base 344 to 1273 and encodes 309 amino acids. Gene Ontology annotation, molecular function: sequence-specific mRNA binding; ribosome binding.
UGCAAGAGAGGCGAAAGCUGCCCCUGUUGAAUGCCGGCUUGCAUUCGUGGAGCAGCGCCCAGGGUCUCUGCUUGCGGGUGGGGGCCAAGACCACAGUCCGGAAAAGCGACCUCCUCAAGGUGUCUCUUUCUUUCCACCAAGGCAGGCUCUCAGCUGCUCCUCAGGCCAGAGCGGAGCGAAAGCGAAAGCAACUCCGGGCUGGUCGGCUGGUCUGGCGGGGCUUCCUCUGCCCGCCCCCGCCCGGCCCCUCCUCUGCCCACCUCGGACGCAGCAGCAGCGCCCAGGUCAGCCGCAGCCUUGCACAGAGCGGGCAGCCCCCUUCCCUUCGUCCGUCUGCAAAGCCAUGGACCGACAGCGACAGGAUGAAGUGGAGCUGGAGAAAAGUGUCCGCCGACUGCGGGAGAAGUUCUAUGGGAAGGUGAGCAUCAAACGUGCCGUGAUUCUGAUGCGGCAGCAUCACAACGACCACGACCUUGUCUGCCGCCGUAUCAUCCUCUUCAAAGACCAGAAGGAAGAUACAGAUUCAGAAGAUGAGGAGAGCCUUGAUGAUGACCCUGUGGCUUUGAGAGUGGUGGAUAAACUGAAGCAAGAAGAGGAACAAAAGAAAAAGAAGCCGAAGACCGACCCUAAGAAUGAUGAGGACAUCAAGGAGGUUGCUCAGCAGAUGAAGGUUCUACAGUUGACAGAAGAAAACCUGCGCAUGUUUAACAAUGCUCAGAAGAAUCUCAUCCCCCCUACCAACCGCCAGUUUUCCUGCCAGUCCUGUGAUAAUAUGUGGUGGCGUCGAGUUCCAAAGAGAAAACAGGUGUCCCGUUGCCGCAUGUGUAGGUGCCGCUAUGACCCAGUGCCGUAUGACAAAAUGUGGGGCUUUGCAGAGUUCCACUGCCCCACAUGUCAGCGCAGCUUCAGGGGGUUUGCCCAGAUGGGGACCCCAUCUCCCUGCUACAAUUGCCAAACCCCUGUACUACCAUCCUUCAUCAUCCCACCACGCAAGACCCCAGGGCCGCGGAGCAAACAUCAGCAUUCCUGCUUUGCAGAGGAUUGCUACAACCGAAGAGAGCCCCACGUGCCCGGAACUCAUUGUGUGCAUCCCCAAAGCCGGCACAGGAAUGGCUUGCCUAAAGUGAUCCACCCCAGUGAAGAGCACGACAGUACCGGCUCUACCGUGGCCACCUGCCUAAGUCAAGGCAGCUUAAUCUGUGACAUCGAUUCCCUCAUCCUGGAAGACCUUCAGGAACAGGAUGAAGAGGACAAUGGCGAGGGCAGCAAUUAACCUCUGGACACCUGGAGGAGGCCACUCGCUAGAGGAGGAUGCCAGGGGACCAAUCGGUGGAGGAGGCUGGGGCAGAGGGAGCCUUGCUUGAUAUUGCUCCAGGCUCCAGGCCUGCCAGCUGUGAUCAUGUCUGUGAUUGAUGGUUCUUCAUGCCAGGGCCCACUUACUGACCCUUUCUGGGCUUCUGCCGGGCUUUGCACUUUCUCUCUUUAUAUGCCCUUUCCUGCUUUUGUUUAUCAUUGGUUUCUGCUAGGGGGAGCUCAUCUUCCCCACCCCUCACAUGUCUGUGUUUCACUUCAACUGGUUCCAUAGUCAUUCUCUCUCAGAGAACCCUGGGAACUGUAGUGCUGUGAAGGGCCAUUGGGGUCUCUAGCCGCGAAUUCACAGCAUCGGCACCAAAGCACAGUUUCCAGGAUUCUUUUGGGGAAACUACAUAUAAAACCAAUAUCUACCUGCAGUGUAGAUGUACCCUUUAGGUCCAACCAGCUUUCCUGCAUACUUACCAUUGCUGCCCAUUGGCUUAACCCGUAGUGGGCAAAUCCACCUGUGCUUCUUGAGUCUUCUGGAGUUAAACCCAGUAGAAAGCUGCCCUGCAACAAGCACACAUGGUCCUCUAAUUCUAACUCAGCUUUUCUGCUUUUUCUUACCCAGAAGGGUAGCUUUUUGCUGGUUUUUAUGGGAUAUAUGAGAUACGGGAUAUAUUGAUAAGAUAAGGAGCAGAUAGGCUACUAUGCCACUCCCAUCUUAGCAGUCCACAAGACUACUCUUCCGGUUCGGCUUCUGAGAUCACGUGGAAUUUGGAGUGGGGAGAAGGGGGAAGAGAAGACACCACACCCACCCACCCACCCACCCACCCACAACUGUGAGUUUUAAUGGGCUUUAUUGAGGCUAAUGAUUACAUGUGAGCAAUAAGCGUGCAAGCAAAAUACUUAUUUAUUCCAUUUCCCCAGCAAUUUGUAGUGCGGUGUUUUCAAUUAGCAAUUAAAAGCAUCUUUAAAAUCAUUCUCCCUGGCCAGAAUGCAGAGCUGCUAAAUUCACUUCAGCCCCACUAAAAACAAGCAGCUAAGGAAUUCAGUUUCUGUGUGAGAGGCAUCUUAUCAUCCGGUUGCUUAGCUAAAUCUCAAAACAAUCUCACAGCCCAGCUCUGGCAGGAAAAAGGCAUUCUGUCCCACUUUCGCAGGCAAUCUAAAUACAAGCAGUUUUUAAGAUUCACCCCUUUCCUUCUUUAAUGCAGCUGGACAAAGCCUAGCAAUAUCAGUUAUCUCUAGUUUGUUCCCUAGCACAAUGAAAACAUUUCUUCUUGCUGGCUACUGGCGAAGCUUCAAGCCUGAAAGGAGGGGGAAAGCAAAUGUCCAGCUUGUUGUUUCAGUGACUGAGCCAGAAAGGCUGAAAGGAGAGAAAGAGAUUGGAUGCUAGUUCUGAUGUAGUUAAGCUGAGCCGAAAGCAAGGGGAGGGAGAGGGGCGAGGGAAAGAAGGAAAUGGAUGGCAAGGAGAGUUAGCAGAGAGAGAACUCCCUGCCCAGCCGCAAAAGAAGAGAUCUAGCAGUGGGGAAAGAGGGAUUACAAGGAUGAGUUAGUCUGGAGCGCUGAAGGAAGACAUUGGUAGAUAAGCAAUUUACCGGGUCAGUCAUUUGUAGACUCAGGAGGCCUUGAGGAAAAACGCCGGGAGGGCGGGAAGCUUUCCAGGCAACUUAGGUGAACAGCCCAGGAAUGGCUAGGAAGCACAGGCAGACUUCACAUCUCAACCCAAGGGGCAGAGAAUGUCUCUCCCUUAUUCAGGGCAGACUUCCAGCUGCUUCCCUUCCCAUGCUAGCUCUACAUUGCUCUGUUCCUUCUUCCCAGGCUUGGCUCUCCUGUCCUCUGAUGAGGGGUUACAUGGCCUCUUCCAAAGAAGUAAGACCAUGCCUUGCCUUCCCUCUGCCUUUGUGUGGCAGGGGUGUGUUCUUUUAUACCCCUCCUCAAGGCUGUUGUCCUAUCUCAGAUCGACCCCCUUAAUGAUCUCUCAGCAUCCUUGACAUAAACAAUCAGCUUCCCAUGGUUCUCCUCACCCUUAUCAGGGUAAGGAGCCAAUCAGAGAGAGUUUGAUGCUAAUUUGGAUGGGGAACAUUCCUGAGGCAGCUUGACCCGGCCUGGUCAGCUAGAGACAGAGUUAGUGCCUGUCAGUCCAGAGCGAAAUUGUUAAUCCGAAGAAAAUGCCAUUCUGAGAGAGAUAGCAUGUGAAAGAGUCAGCAUUUUGUUAUCUAAGAUGCUCCUCAUAAACACAUAGGCAUUUCUUUAUCUAAACCUGUGGUUUCUAAAUAUGAUUCUCAGCGUUUAAUAUAUGAUUGCUCUCAGCAGUUAUGCACAGGUCUAUGCUUUAUCCUUGACAAGCAUAGCUCAAAAACAAAUUUCAAACCAUGAGCAGAAAUAAGCAAUUCCAUUUGACUACUGUAGUUAAGCAAAAUCAAAAGCUCACAUCCUAGUUGUCUCUUGCAAAAACACACUCACAGACUUCAACUUGGCUCUCUGGGUUCUCAGAGAGGAGACCCCAAAUUCUAAAAGGGGGUUUGCCAUAGGGCGUUUGUUCAUAUCAAUAUGAGAUAGAUACACACAGAGACCAUCCUUUAUGAUAACCAGCAAAGCACAGGGGUGAGUGGACCAAGCUGCUUUCUCCUCCUCAUUUUAGUUUUGUUCCUGCCAUAGGUAUUUGAGAUUGAAAGGCCUCAGAGUAAGAUGAUAUAUUUUUUUCAUGGAGGCUGCAGGAAGAAUGUGAAAAACACAACCUGUGGUUUUUUUGGUGGUGGUGGUGGUGGGGGCAGUGUCGUCCCUUAAAGCUAGCUCAGCAAGAGAUAAAAGACUCCAACAAGAGCAUAGGUUAGAAGUGGGGGAGAAGGGCCAGCUAGUGGUGAUUCACAGGCCUGGCUUGGUUCACAGACCUCCAGUUGCCUUGGGACCAAAAAUCAGAGGCAGGGACCAAAAAUCAGUUCUUGGGACCAAAAAUCAGAGGCAGGGAAAGUAGAGGGAUCUCGUUACAACCACUACCAGUGCUCUGUUACUCCUGAGCAUGAGCUUGUUGUGUGCUGUUUUCCAAGGUACCCUUUGCAGCAGCUGUGCAAUAUCAGCACUGAGCUCUAGAAGCUCCGGUUGUGAGCAUGUGUGAUGGCUUAAACCUUGGUCUCCAGUUAUACAGCUUUCAGAUUUUCAUUGUUCUUUUUCUGUCUCUAUGAGCAUGUAUUUUCUGUUGGAUGUGAAUGUAUAUGAUAACCAACCAGGUGCUCUCCUUUCUUUCCCUGGUGUUAAAAAUAAAUAAAUAAAUAAAUAAAUAAAUAAAUAAAUAAAUAAAUAAAAUUUUAAACUGA